This is a messenger RNA of Paramecium pentaurelia, 931 nucleotides long. The record is from the annotation of a GenBank genome assembly. Lineage: Eukaryota; Ciliophora; Oligohymenophorea; Peniculida; Parameciidae.
AUGUUUUCUAGAAUUUUUAAGUAAAAUUACAUGACUAAAAUUGCCUUAUUUUCAACAGCCUCUUUAAUUUAUUGGGGAAGCAGAAAGAAUCAAAGUGAAGAAAUCUUUUAGAUAUUAAACAAAUAGACUUAGAACUCUAUUGUUAAAUUCUUUCUGAAUGGUAGAAUAAUAGGAUAAGGAGCAAUUUUGAAAAAUGGGUUUGUAGUUACUAGUUCUGAGGUAUUUGAGAAUUAAUAACCAUAAAUUACAGCAUAAAUAAAUGGCUAACUUUAUAAUUAUGAAGUUUUAAAAGUGGAAGAAGGAAUAGCUAUUCUUAAAAUACAACAAUAGAAAUCUUAGUUUAAUCUAUCAAAAUAUGAAAUAGGAUAGAACGCAUUUGUUUUAGGAACAGAUGAAUAAGGCUUAAAAGAUUUUCAAUAAUGUCCUAUUACAGAUAGCAAUUUCACAUUAGAUAUUCGAUUAGUAGGUGAGGAAGCAUUAAAUUAAACCUAUCCUUUUAUUUUGAUGAAUGGAUGUUAUUCUAGUCCUGGAAGUAUAAGAUGAUUUAAUAAAUGUGUAGGUCCUGUUUUAAAUAAAAAUGGAUAAUUGAUAGGGAUCAUAAGUGGAAAGUUUAGAAAUAAGACUUAAGUUGUGCCAUCUACUUAUUUUUAGGGUUUAGAAAAUAAUAGCAAUAUUGUUAAGCCUUAUUUGGGAUUAACAUUAAAGACAUCAGAUUAAGGAGGAGCUUUUAUCAUAAAAAUCAAUUCUGAUAGUCCUGCAGAAAAGGCAGGGUUAAAAUUAGGAGAAAUUAUUAAGUCUAUUGAUGGAGUUACUAUAUAACAUGGGAAAGAUGUGACAAAAUUAUUGGGAGUAACUGAAAAUGCAGAUAGCCAUGUAAUGGUAAUUUUAAGAAAUGGAAAAGAGAGAACUGUACAUGUUAAUCUAAAAUGAG